AGGAGGAGCAUCACCCGGAAUACACUCAACUUCUACUUCCUAUAUGUACACACACACACUAACAAACACGCUGCUCAGCUGUUUUAACUCAGCUUUUUAUCUUUUGAUGUACUUUUGUAACAACAAAGUGUCUCUGCGUCUUUUUGUCGUCCUGAACUUCCUCCCAGCUGUCUGUCUCACUGUCUCUCUGUCUCUCUGUCUCACUUCUCUGUUUCUGUUCCGCCUAAUUGCAACAUUGAGGUGUCUUUAAUAAAUUAAUUAUCACGUGACUUUCUCCACGGGGGCUCGUUAAUUAUCACACAGACUGGCUCCUCGUGCCGCCCGCCGCUCAGCUGUUAGACUUCCUGGACCACCGGGGACAGUCCCGGUCUGGCACCGUUACUCCUCGAGAUUUAGAGCCGCGGCGGAGCCCUGACACGGGGCCGUUAAUCAGCAGAGCCCUGCCCGGGGCUGCGGUGCUAACCACGGGGUGAGUGUGCUGCAGGAGCCUGUCCCACUUCACACACACACACACACACACACAGUAAACAGAGAGAGACCCGGGGUCCGGACCCGCCCCCGCCUGGUACAGCACCGCCCGCCCACCGGGACUCUCCGCCGUUAAAGCCCUGGUUGGUGGUUCAUCCCGAGCGGACAGACCGAUCACACCCUCCAGGACCUGCUGUCAAUGGCUUCCAUCAUCUUCACCCUUGUCUUCCUCUUCGCCAUGAGGGGCCGAGUCAGUCAAUCCAGUGACCCAUCAGAUUGUUAUGAGUGGGGGGAGUCGAGUGAGGCGGUCUCAGUCCUGGAGGGGGAGGCCGGCUGGCUCUCCUGCCCUCUUUUCUCCCAUCCCUCUGUAUACAACUACACCUCCACCCAGAGCGCCGGACACAGCCUGUACUGGUACCACGUCCCUGAAGGUCACGACCUGGAGCAGCCAAUCAAGUACAGCUCUCGGGUCAGCAAAGACAGAGACAGACUGUGGCUGCAGCCGGCCACCGCAAACGACACCGGGCAGUACAUCUGUAUGCUGCGGAACAAGUCAUCCUGCAGUAAGAUUGCCAUGCGUCUGAAGGUGAUGCGGCCCGAUGAGGUGGUUCGUGGUGCCGACUGCGAGCUUCCAGUUGCCGCCCCAGUCAGUCAGGAGGUCGUCGCCUUCCAAACGGGGAAGGUGGUGGACUGUCCAGACCUGCAGGAAGCCCGCAAGAUGGCCGACGGAGAGGCGACUGUCACCUGGUACCAUAGGUGUAAAAAGGAUCCGUACUGGGGCAGCUAUCGGGAGAAGAAGGGAGAAAGUCUGCAGUUUCACGUCAUGUGGGACAUUUUUCAGGGUUUAUAUUUCUGUGUGGUCCACUACCAGAGGAGAGGAAAAACACUCAACUUCACCAGGAGCAUCAACGUCAGCGCAGUCACUUCGCCAAAUUUGCCCAAAUUCCCCAGCGUCGUCCACCCUGCUAAAGACCAGGUGUACACUGUCAAACGGGACACGGAGGUGCAUCUGAAGUGCACAGGUCAUUUCCCGUACCUGAGCAACUCAUCCUGGGACAUCUGGUGGACUGUUGAUGGGAAGACGCUGGAUAAACUGGACCAUCAUCGAUUCUCCAGAAGAAACACCCGGGAGGAGGAGAAAUACGGGGACCGGACGGAGGUGAGCGUGCUGGUGAUCCAGGACUUCCAGGCUGAAGACCUGAACAGGGAGUAUAACUGCUCUGUGAGGAACGAGCGCGGCUUCCAGACCCGCAGAGCUCAGCUGAAGGAGGAGGUGUCGCUGCCGUCGGUGGAGCUGGGUUGUGGUCUCGGUGUGACUCUGGUCCUCAUGCUGCUGCUCUUCGUGGUUUAUCACGUCUUCUGGUUGGAGCUGCUGCUGCUCUAUCGAUCCUGGUUCGGCACCGACGAGCGACACACGGAUGAUAAGGAGUAUGACGUGUACAUCUCGUAUGCGAGGAACAGCGAGGAGGAGCAGUUUGUUCUGUCGACGCUGCGUAACGUUCUGGAGAACGAGCUGGGAUACUCCGUGUGUAUCUUUGAUAGAGACAGUCUGCCAGGAGGGACCAUCACUGAUGAGACUCUGAGCUUCGUGGCUCGUAGCCGGCGCCUCCUGGUGGUUAUAAGUCAAGGAUACGCCUCCCAGGGCUCCCAGGCCCUGCUGGAGCUAAAGGCCGGCAUCGACGGCAUGGCGCGGGGCGGGCACUUGCGGGUGGUCCUGAUCCAGUACAAGCCAGUCCAGAGGCAGGUCUGGGUCAGGGAGCUGAGGAGGGCCCGGGUGGCCCUGGCUCUGGUGCACUGGCAGGGGGACAAGUCCAAGGAGCUGACGUCUCGCUUCUGGAAGAGGCUGAGGGUGGAGCUACCUGUUAGGAGGGUUAGCAGCAGGGAGGAGGAGGAAGGGGGCGGUAAGGACGUGCCCCUGCUGAGGAUGCUCAGUCAGAACAGCACUAACUCCGCCACAGGCCUCAUCUGCAACACUGUCAAAGACCCGCAGAAGGUCCUCAACUCUGCAGCUUAGGGAGGACGCAACAUUUCAGUCUGAAAGGACACGAGAGCCCAUGUCACUGUUCAGUCUCCACAGAGAGGAUGUUAUUCUGUUAUGACUGAGACCAUAAGCUCUCUUUCUUUUUAGUCUUCUCCCACAUUGAGAUAAAUUAUGUUUCUAAAGC
Molecule: messenger RNA, 2633 nt
Organism: Centropristis striata (black sea bass)
Lineage: Eukaryota; Metazoa; Chordata; Actinopteri; Perciformes; Serranidae
Product: interleukin-1 receptor accessory protein
Exons: 12
Coding region: 668-2482 (604 amino acids)
Biological process (GO): signal transduction
Source: RefSeq, a predicted model, not a curated record